UUCAAACUGAAGCUUCACACGACAAUAACAUCUGCAAAACAACCAUUUACUGCAGAAAUAUUAACCGUUUAUGCAUUGAGAGUCAUAUAACCUGAUGGGAGUCUCUGAGCUGUGGUCUAUCCUGGAGCCGGUGCGUCAGUCGGUCUCGCUUUACAGUCUGUCUGGAAAGACGCUCGCUGUGGAUCUCAGUCUGUGGGUCUGUGAGGCUCAGCAUGUGCAGGGCAUGAUGGGAAGGGUCACAAAGCCGCAUCUCAGGAAUCUGUUCUUCCGCGUGUCUUCGCUCACACUGAUGGGUGUGAAGCUGGUGUUUGUCAUGGAGGGAGAAGCUCCUAAAAUAAAAGCUGAGACCAUGAGCAAACGCACUGAGAUGAGAUUCGGCAGUACGAAAGCCAAGAGCAUCCCGAAACCAGCUAAAAACACCAACCGAGGCCGAUUCAACGCUGUUCUCAGAGAGUGUGCGCAGAUGCUGGACUGUCUGGGCAUCCCUUGGGUGACGGCAGCAGGAGAAGCGGAGGCCAUGUGUGCGUUCCUGGACUCGCAGGGGCUCGUGGACGGAUGCAUCACUAAUGACGGAGACGCCUUUCUGUAUGGCGCUCGCACCGUCUACAGGAACUUCAACAUGACCACAAAGGAUCCGCAGGUGGACUGCUAUCAGUCGAGUCGAGCUCAGGAGGAGCUCGGGCUGUGCAGAGAGACGCUCGUGGGUCUGGCUGUCCUGCUGGGCUGCGAUUACAUGCCCAAGGGCAUCGCUGGAGUCGGAAAAGAGCAAACGCUGAAGCUCAUUCACAGCCUCAGGGGACAGACUCUCCUUCAGAAGUUCAGUGAGUGGAGCUCGGGUGCUUCUGGUGACUCUGAGCUGCAGAUGAAGAAAGUCACACACUGUCUGGUGUGUCGACACCCAGGCUCUGCUAAAGCUCACGAGCGCAGUGGGUGCGUUUUCUGUGUGAGCGAGCGCUUCUGUUCACCGCAGGAUUAUGACUCUCAGUGUCCCUGUGACUGGCAUCAGAUGCAAGCCUCGCGCCAGGCCUCAUCCCUUGAAAACAACAUCAGAAAGAAGACUCUGGCCUCGGAGCACUUCCCCUUCGACACAAUCAUCAAUGAGUUCCUGCUGACGAAGGACAAACCUGUUCAGGCCUUCAGGAGGAGGAAACCAAACCUGCUGCUCAUGCAGACGUUUGCUCUGGAGAAGAUGGAUUGGCCCAAACACUACAGCAGUGAGAAGCUGCUGACGCUCAUGACCUACACUGAGAUGAUAAACCGCAGACUCGGCAGAGACUCACACACACACAUGCAGCCCAUCAGGAUAUAUAAGGCACGAGUCAGGAACGGCGUCUCCUGCUUGGAGGUGAUCUGGAAAACUCCAGAUCAUUACGUGUUUGCGGAGGGCUGUGAGGAGCAGGCGGAGGUGCGGACGGUGGAGGAAGAGGCGCUUUUCUGUUUGGCCUUUCCAGAGAUCUUGCAGGAGUUCCAGCGGGAGAAAAACCAGGCCCAGGAAAACAAAACCAAGAAAAAGAAGCCAAAAGUGAAGAAAGAGGCACUGGCUCAUUCCCAUGAUGCCGUGUCACAUCUCUUCUCUCAGAUGACCCUGUACACUAAUGCAGAUGCACAGGUGGUUUUAUCUGCCCAGAAUCCCCCACAGCCUGAUCUCCAUCUGUCCCCGGGGGUCCAGACUCCGUCUUCCCGGAAUUCUCCUUCAGUGUCUGCUCUGAUUGGCCAGCUGCAUCUCAGCAGCAUUGACUGGGACUCUGCAUCGUUCACAGCCUCUCCGUCACAAAACACACACAAAACUGAUCUGAGACCUGAAGAAAAUGACAUCUGUUCACUAAAAGAGCGGAUAACAGUGAAAAAACAGCAAACAAAAGAUUCUGACGGUAUAGCAGACGAUAAAACUGAUCUGAGACCUGCUGAAAGGUCCAACUGUUCACUAAAAGAGCGGAUAAUCAUGAAAAAACAGCAAAUGAAUUAUCCUGAAAGUAGAGUAGACAACAAAACUGAUCUGAGACCUGCCCAACUCUCUAUAUGUUCACUGAAAGAGCAGAUAAUCCUUAAAAAACAGCAGACAAAAAAACCUGACUGUAAAGCAGACGAUAAAACUGAUCUGAGACCUGCAGAAAACUCCACCAGUUCUCUAAAACAGCAGAUAAUCGUUAAAAAACAGACCAAAAAUCCUGAAUAUAAAGCAGACAAUAAAACUGAUCUGAGGCCUGCAGAAAGCUUAACACGUUCUCUGAAAGAGCAGAUAAUCAUCGCAGACAACAAAACUGAUCUGAGACCUGCCCAACACUCUAAAUGUUCACUAAAAGAGCAGAUAACCAUUAGAAAACAGAUGAAAGAUCCUGACUGUAGAGCAGACGGCUAUGGUUCAAUCCCAUCAGCACUUGCAAACACUCAGCAGCACAAAGACCAUCAGAAAACACAAUCUAAAACCACAACAACUGCAAAAGCCGGUUCUAAAAGCAGCAUGGAGUUCAGUGACAGCGACACCGAGAACCGACCCAAAACACACACACACAGAAACAAAGUCAAAACCACAUCCAGACCUCCAAAACCACUCAAAACUGCCCUUACAGAUACACUCAGGCCUCAGAAAGCAGAACUCAGAGCUGCUGAAACACCUGAGAAAAAGACGCUCAUACAGGUGCAUCAUGGGAAGGUGGAGAGCGAAGACUCGGAUGCGUCAGUGGACAGUCCCAGACCUCUGGCCGAGAGACUCAAAAUGAGAUUUGCAAAGUGAGUAAUGCUGCAAAAAUCUGAUGUUUGCUUCUUUGUUUGUGAAAAUAAUGUUCAGAAAUUGAAAAUGUGCUAAUAAAUGUCAUUUUAUAUUGAUUUUAUGUGUGAAUAUUCUCAAAACUUCAUUUGU
Danio aesculapii is the source of this 2860-nucleotide messenger RNA. It is a transcript of the gene gen1, whose product is annotated as flap endonuclease GEN homolog 1. Gene Ontology annotation, molecular function: four-way junction DNA binding; 5'-flap endonuclease activity. The transcript has 14 exons. NCBI's taxonomy places the organism in Eukaryota, Metazoa, Chordata, Actinopteri, Cypriniformes, Danionidae. Bases 95 to 2734 code for a protein of 879 amino acids. The record is from RefSeq and is a predicted model, not a curated record.